Messenger RNA from Drosophila sulfurigaster albostrigata, 755 nucleotides. RefSeq names its product N-alpha-acetyltransferase daf-31 (gene vnc). Gene Ontology annotation, biological process: N-terminal peptidyl-glutamic acid acetylation. Gene Ontology annotation, molecular function: protein N-terminal-serine acetyltransferase activity; protein-N-terminal-glutamate acetyltransferase activity. The transcript has a single exon. Gene Ontology annotation, cellular component: NatA complex. Bases 1 to 582 code for a protein of 193 amino acids. The record is from RefSeq and is a predicted model, not a curated record. NCBI's taxonomy places the organism in Eukaryota, Metazoa, Arthropoda, Insecta, Diptera, Drosophilidae.
AUGAACAUACGCUGCGCCAAACCCGAGGACCUUAUGACAAUGCAGCACUGCAAUCUGCUGUGUUUGCCUGAGAACUAUCAAAUGAAAUACUACUUUUAUCACGGCUUGACUUGGCCCCAAUUGAGCUAUGUGGCCGAGGACGAUAAGGGUGGCAUUGUCGGUUAUGUGCUGGCCAAAAUGGAGGAACCCGAGCCCGGUGAGGAGAGCAAACAUGGACACAUUACAUCGCUGGCGGUCAAGCGUUCCUAUCGUCGUCUCGGUCUCGCCCAGAAACUGAUGAAUCAGGCCUCCCAAGCCAUGGUCGAGUGCUUCAAUGCCCAGUACGUCUCGUUGCACGUACGCAAAAGCAAUCGCGCUGCCCUCAAUCUUUACACCAACUCGCUGAAGUUCAAGAUCAUCGAGGUGGAGCCCAAGUACUAUGCGGAUGGUGAAGAUGCUUAUGCCAUGCGUCGCGAUCUGCGGGAGUUUGCUGACGAUGACAACAAGGGGCAGAACAAGGAUGGCGAGGAGGGCGAGAAGCACACACACAGAGGCACCUCUGGCACUCACAAUCACAGUGGUCAUGAUGGUCAUUGCUGCUGAACAGCAGCUUUGGAAACACAAAACAAAACUAAAUACUUACAAAAGGGCAAUGGAAGUAAUACAAAAAUGGAAUGCAUGCUGCAUUGUAGUCUUGCAUUUUUAUGCGUUAGGUUUUGUAUUUAUGUAACACAUAAAACAUAAAAUAAUAAUUAAACGAUAAUGACAAAAAACAA